This is a messenger RNA of Galleria mellonella (greater wax moth), 6137 nucleotides long. RefSeq names its product ATP-binding cassette sub-family D member 3 (gene Pmp70). Gene Ontology annotation, biological process: peroxisome organization; very long-chain fatty acid catabolic process; fatty acid beta-oxidation. The record is from RefSeq and is a predicted model, not a curated record. NCBI's taxonomy places the organism in Eukaryota, Metazoa, Arthropoda, Insecta, Lepidoptera, Pyralidae. The transcript is spliced from 15 exons. Bases 361 to 2373 code for a protein of 670 amino acids. Gene Ontology annotation, cellular component: peroxisomal membrane. Gene Ontology annotation, molecular function: ATP binding; ATP hydrolysis activity; ABC-type transporter activity.
UGUACUGUGGAAUAUUUUGUUUGUUCCUUCAAUUUUGUAUUCGAUAUAGGUGUAGGUAUUGGAUUCAUAUUAUCUAAUCACAACGAGUAUAGCUUCGAUUACUGUAAAUCAUACUAACGUACCACCUUAUACUGAUUAUUUCACUAUAGGUCUCGACUAUCGAGACUCGUGUGAUUCAAUAAAUCGUACAAUAAAUGUGUGAUUGAAUUUAUUUUCUUCAACAUAGUGCGUUGAACGUAAAACCAUUUUAUGAUAUUAUACGAAGUGUCAUUAACAGAUUCUGUGGGUUUGAAUGAUUUUAUUUUGUGACAAAAAUAUAAAAGGUUUUUAAGCUUAUGUAUUAAUUAUAUAUAAUCAAUAAUGGCACCGAAUUAUAGCAAACUUAUUGAAAGGACAGAUGUGAGAAUUGCUCUAGCUGCUUCUACAGCUCUAACGGCCUGGUAUAUCAGGAACUACUACAAGUCAAGUAAACAUAGCAGAAGCAAAGAUGGCAGACUGGUCAGACUGUCUCCAGAAGAACAAAUACAAUAUAUGAUUAAAGAAAAAACAAAAAAGGAACCAAAAGGGAAAGUAGAUGCAAGGUUUUGGGCAGAUCUGAAGGUAUUAUGGAAAAUUAUGUUCCCUGGUUUAUGGUCAAGGGAGAGUGGUUUGAUGGUGCUCAUAGCAGUAUCUCUUAUUUCAAGAUCCAUUUGUGAUCUAUGGCUUAUACAGCAUUCAACCUUAAUUGAAGGAUCCAUUAUUUCAAUGAAUUUACCGGACUUCAAGAGAUUACUAGUACAAUUUUUCAUAGCCAUGCCAAUGAUAUCUUUAGUAAAUAAUGUACUAAAGUGGAGUAUAGGAGAAGCAAAAUUGAGAAUUAGGACCAAUUUGACAUUGCACAUGUAUCAAGAAUACUUGAAAGGUUUCACGUAUUAUCAAGUAUCAAAUUUGGAUAAUCGGAUAGCAAACGCCGAUCAAGUAUUGACUACAGACAUAGAGAAAUUCUGCGACACCGUUAUAGACCUGUACAGCAAUAUCAGCAAACCUCUACUGGACAUCGGCAUAUAUCUGUACAGGCUGACGACAAAUCUGGGAGCCACUACCCCUGGAAUAAUGGUUGCGUACUUGGUGGUCUCUGGAAUCUUUUUGACUAUCUUAAGAAAACCGACAGCGAAGAUGACAGUCCAGGAGCAAAAGCUGGAAGGUGAAUUCAGAUACGUAAACUCGAGACUAAUCACUAAUUCCGAGGAAAUCGCCUUCUAUCAGGGUAACCACAGAGAACAGCUGACUCUCCUAGCGAGCUUCUUCAAGUUGACGCGACAUCUGCGCAACUUCCUCAACUUUAGAGUAAUGAUGGGCUUCAUAGACAAUAUCGUCGCAAAAUACGUGGCGAUUACUGUCGGCUUCUACGCUGUGUCGAGGCCAUUCUUCGCAGUGGAUCACAACCUCCUAACAAAGGGAACCGAAAAUGACAGAUUCAAGCACUACUACACAUAUGGGCGCAUGAUGGUCAAAAUGGCUGAAGGCAUCGGCAGGCUAGUAUUGUCUGGCCGAGAGAUGAACAAGCUGGCUGGCUUGACCGCACGAGUCACCCAAUUGAGGUCGGUGCUGGAAGACGUCCAGCGCGGAAAGUAUACCAGGACCAUGGUCGAGAAGAACGUACAAAACGGCAAUGGUCCACCGGCGUUACUGGCCCCGGGCGCGGGCCGCAUCAUCUACCAGGACAAGAUCAUCAAGUUCGACAAGGUGCCGCUGGUCACGCCCAACGGCGACGUCCUCAUCAAGGAGCUCAGCUUCGAGGUCAAGUCGGGCAUCAACGUGCUGGUUUGCGGGCCAAAUGGCUGCGGGAAAUCAUCUCUGUUCCGGCAUCUGGGCGAGCUGUGGCCUAUAUUCGGCGGUACCCUCACCAAGCCGCCCAAGGGGAAACUGUUCUAUGUACCGCAACGACCUUACAUGACCCUCGGCACUCUGCGUGAUCAGGUGAUCUACCCACAAACCCGUGAAGAGAUGGUGCGCCGCGGUCGCACCGAUGAGCAAUUGAACCGUUUCCUGGAGAUCGUUCAGUUGUCGUACCUGACUACGCGCGAGGGAGGCUGGGACGCGGUCGAGGACUGGAUGGACGUCCUCUCUGGUGGAGAGAAACAGAGGAUAGCUAUGGCGCGGCUGUUCUACCAUGAACCACAGUUCGCUAUCUUGGACGAAUGCACCAGCGCUGUGUCAGUAGACGUCGAAGGACAAAUGUACCAAUACUGCAGAGAGAUGGGUAUUUCCCUAUUCACGGUGUCCCACCGCAAGUCACUAUGGAAGCACCACGACCACUACCUGCAGAUGGACGGCCGCGGCGGUUACGUCUUCGAGGCGAUCGACAGCGAUACACAACAGUUCGGGUCGUGAUUUGUUCGUAGCCGAUGUUAGAUACGUACUAGUAAAGCUUCAUUCACACAUCUACGAAUCGUGAAUUAAUAUGAAUCGUGACUAACGGAACGUUUUGUUCCAACGAUCCCUGAACUUCUAUGACCUUGACACGACUUGAUCACGUGACACUACGAAUUAUGAAAACAAAUACGGUACGUUAAAAAAAUACGAAAAAGUAACGACUUGGACGAGUCCAGGUCGAAAUUCAUGUUUUAUUUCUAAAUUUAAACAUCCUAUUAUUAUAUCAUAAAAUAUUGUUCUACUAAGGUCAAUGUUAUUGAAGUCGUUUACUCGAGGUCAAUUUUAUAUAAUCGUUAUUUAGUGAGCAUUUUUUCGAAUGAAUCGUCACUGGACGAUUUUACGAAAUUAUUAAAUCACGAUUCGAUUUCUUUAUAUAUUAACAUCUAUUUGUUUUAUAACAUUGACAGACUAAAGUCAAUGUUAUACAAUCAUUAACACAAGGUCAAUAUUAUAUAAUCGUUAUUUAGUGGUAGGUAAAUUUUUAGUAUGAAUUGUCAAUGAUCGAUUUAUCGAAUCGUAUCAAAUCACGAUUCGAUUUUUAUAUGUGAACUACUUUGUUGUUUUUAAUAAUCGUCAACGGCGUAUGUGUGAACGCGUCCUAAAUUAACGGCAAUGACAAAAAUUAAGUCGAUAAUGACUCAUGACAUACUGUUUUAUUAAGUGUAAUGCCAUUAUAGAGUAUAUUUUAAUCGAUAUCAACAGAGUAAUAAUAUAGUUUGAUAUACAAAAUUGUCUUUGAAAAUAUUUAAAAAGUGUUAAACGAGAGUAUAUUUAUGGUCAGGCCAUUUAAUAAAAUUUCAUUAAUAGAGUUGCUAGAUUUCUGUUACUUCUUCUAAACACACCUGUGUCUACUAUGCUUCACGAAGUCCCUUGUUGAUGUGUAAAAUUGAUUCCUUCGUUCAUUGAACAUUGAGUUCAAUUUCGUUUUCCAACCCUUCGUGAAACGUAGUUACAGAAAUAGGCAAAAUAGGUAAUAAAUUCUUUCGUGUUGAGAUUUAUCUCGCAUUAUAGAUUCCUCAUAAGUCUUUAUAAAUACUAGGUACUUAGGUUCACAUUAAGAAAAUGUUAGGCUUUCUAUAGCCGGUAUGCCAAUGUGACAUGUGAUAUCCACAUAGGGUAACAGUACAGCUUAUAAAGGUAAAGGAACGUCAAAUGCUUUUUUUCCUUAUUUUUAUUUUUCUCUUUUAAAUACGUUUUCAUUACUAUUUCUUAUUUCUAGUAACAAUAACUAAUCGACCUACACAUCUCGUAGUAGCUUUUUUUAAAUUAAACACUCGCUUAUUUUAUAAUUUUAAUUCUUAAUUUUAUUUCUUGUAUUUAUUUGUGUUUUAAUUAUUUAUAGUAAUUUUUUUGUUGCUUACAAUACUAUACCUACUUAUCUAUGUGAAAUACACAAGUUAACAAAACAUUUAUAUUUAAAAUAGAUUUAUUACGGGUUUUAUGAAUAUGUAUAUUUCUCGCUUAUAAAGUCGAAUGUAUAAUAAUGUUUUGAACAUCGCCAAAUGACUACAUUAUCGUCACUCGUCAGCGAUAAAUAUAUGACACAAUUGUAAAAAAAAAAUUGACAAGAAUAUUUUGAAACACGUGUAUACUGUGUUUUCCGUAUACUUUAAAUGUACCGUCACCAUCUGUAAUUACAACUUAUUCGAUAUUUGAAUUUAUAAUUUUUAAACUACACUUCGUGUUAUAUUAUUAGUUUCUUUAAUAAAAUAAAACUAAAUUCUAUCUACAAAUCUUACUUGUUCUAUUUGUAAUUCGAUGCAAAAAUGUAAAUCAUGUAUAUUGUAAAGUUAAAAUUAUAUUUGAAACUUAGUUUACUCGCGUAACCAGUGUAAAUACAUUGGGCGGCUUAAAAAGUAGCCUGUGUCUUUUUCCAUGCCAUAUACUACCUGUAUACCAAAUGUCAUGGCAUUUUCUUCAGUUAUUUUCAUAACCAGUAAUAUCAACGAUGAACUCACACUUAUACUUACUAAGACUCAGAUGACUAAAAAGUAACAAUCCUCGUUCACAAAGUAUAUAACAAAUAAUAUUAUAACUGUUUUAUCUACUCUAUUCUAUCUCGGUGGCAUUUAAAAAUGCGUACUUCAAGUGCGUAAAACAUAAAUUAGUAAGAUAUUGUAACUAUAGCAUAAUUUAUUUUGAUUGUUUAAUAAUAUAAUAUUUUUUAACACGCAUAUAAUGUGUUUAUAUAAUUUUUAAAUAUAAUAUAUAUUUAUGUAAAUGAUUUGAACAGUGAUGUCAGUGAAAUAAAAUAAUACUGUUAUUGUUAAAUGUAAGGAUGUAGUUGAAAAACCAAUAUUUGUGAAAUCACGAGUUGCAUCUUUUCUCUGAAUGGUCUAGGGUCAAUUUUGUCAUUGUUUAUUAUAAAUUAAAGAAAUCCUCAAAUGUCACAAGUGUCUAUUUAGUUUCAUGAUAACCCUGUUAAAUAGACUUAGGAUAAUACAAACACUCUCUGAUUACAAAACGAUAUGACGUACAAAAACAAAAACAGAUCAUGUGUUAGUGUGGUUUUCAUGCUACCUCUAAAUGUACAUAAUAAUCUAAGACAAUUCCGAAAUCUUUGAUAAUAAUAAAACGAAUUGUCACAUUACAUUUAUGUCAUUAUAUGCACGUUUAUAUUCGUGUCAUAAAUAUUUAUUGUCGGAAAGUCUCUCUGCCAUUAUGGAUUUUGUGUAUAUUAUAAUAAAAACAUCACAUUAACUUAUUUUAUCAGUUAAACGCAGUAGUACUAUAAUAAAACACUGUUAUUUGUUUUUUAAUUUUUACAAACAUUAAUAAAUUACUCAUGCCAAUUUUAAGUAACGCAAAAUGUACCUGUUAUGAGAGAAACGUUACUAAAAAAACUGCUAAUGUGAAAAAAUAAAAUACUGUGAAAUAUUCUAUAUUCGAAUUUUUAACUCUAGAAAACUGUGAUUUAUUGUGUAUCAUAGUUAAUUAUACAAUUUUUUAAUGCCUAAUUAAUUACGGCAACUGCGUAUUUACCAAACUGCUUUAAAAAUUUAUAUCUUGAAAAACUUAAGAGUUGUAGUGAUUAUUUUUAUAUUUCUUUAAAUUAUUAUAAUUUGUCAUUCAAUUUAAAUAUUGUUUUGUACAAAGACGACUCGCCUUUUAUUUUUUUACACAAGAUAUUUUUCUACUUAUUUUCUGUAAGUAAAAUGUGACAAUUAUAUUUUAAUAAUUAUUUUGUAAUAGAAAAAAAUUCAAAGCGAGCAGAGCUUGGAACCGCGUCAUUUACCUCAUGCCAGGGCCAAUAAUCUUACCAGUAAAGCUACCAGUUCAUUAGACACCCAUCUCCAAAUUUUAUUUCCCUCGCCAAUAACAAUAUCACAGAAACAAUGUUUUUAAUAACAACUUUUAAUAUAAAAGUUUUCAACAAAAUAUUUGUCUUAAUUUAUUAUAUUAUUAUUUUUUUUGCAAUUUUUUUUUUAUUUUUAUAUUCGUUAAUAAUGAUAAUAUUUUAAUUAUUGUAAUAUGUAUGAAGUUUACAGCAUGAUGAAUAAGAAUUGGCGCCGCUCUUUCCUGUUAGUGAAGAUAAAAAUUUAACUAUAGAACCCUAAUAAAGAAUGUAAUGUAAUUUUUUUACCGCACUCCUAUUGUUUGUUUGUUUUUUUUUUUUUUUAUUUUUCUGUUAUAAUGAAUAUUUGAUGUGACAAUAGCUGUGAUAGUUGUUGGUUUUGUUAAACUCAAUUGUGGGUGCUGGGUUAAUAAAAAGGUUGAGGAUA